UUGACUAGAACGAGGAUUGGUGGUGAAGGACAAACAUGUAAGAACGGAAGCUGUGAUUGGUUGAAUGAGAAGCCUCGCGCUGCAGGUCUCUCAGCGUGGACAUAGUGAAGAUGGCGACCUGGUGUGUGCGUGCGAUCAGACAGAGCUCCUCUAUCAUAGCGUCCCCUUCACUUGUAAGGGCGACUCCACGCCUCCUUUGCACAGCAGCCCAACAGAAAAGCUCAGGAACUGGGACUGAAGAAGAGAAACCAGAGCCCAGUGCAGCUGAGAAAGCCUUCAUAGAAGAAAAGACACAACUUGAAGAUCAGCUAAAAGAUAUUACGGAUAAAUACAAGCGGGCUCUAGCAGACACUGAGAACCUUAGGCAAAGGAGUCAAAAGAUGAUUGAUGAUGCUAAGCUUUAUGGAAUCCAGGGCUUCUGUAAAGAUCUCUUGGAGGUGGCUGACAUCUUGGAGAAGGCAACCGAAAGCGUACCAAAAACUGAAAUAUCUACUGCAAAUCCACACCUGAAAAAUCUUUAUGACGGCCUUGUAAUGACUGAGGUGCAGAUCCAAAAGGUCUUCCAAAAACACGGCCUUGUUAAGCUUAACCCUGAUAGUCAGAAGUUUGACCCUUAUGAGCAUGAGGCUGUCUUUCAUGCACCUGUUGAGGGCAAGGAGCCAGGUACCAUAGCUGUAGUUACCAAAGUGGGCUACAAGCUGCACGGUCGCACCCUCCGGCCAGCUCUUGUGGGUGUAGUCAAAGCCCCCUAACUGGUCGUACACACUAUGAUGGUUAUUGCCUGGUCAACUGAUCGGUUUCUGUAAUUUAGCUGGUCUUAGGUUCAACUGAUGUAUUUUUCUUUGUUAAAGGUGCCUCUGAGAGGUGAAAUCCAAUAUAUUGACAACUGAAGGACAAUGCCAGACUAAUCUUUGUGAUUUAAUGAUUAUCAAUAAAAUAAAAAAAAUAGAGCUGUGUGUAUGUGGUAGAAGAUUCAGAGAAUUGAAUUGGCUUUAACCGUAUUCUCUGGAGGAUCAUUACCAUUCCAGGGACUUCUGAGAUCUAAAGAAAAAUAAUCUUUUGAAGAAUCUAAAGCUUUUAAAGAAACACUGCAGCAUAUUACCUUGUUGAACGCAUUUUAUGCUUAUUAAACUUAUUUGCUCUUAUUAAUUACUUUACUGAAGCACGUUACCAGUUUGGUGAUGUCUAUGACAGCAGUUGUGAGAUUACACUUUUGUUUUUUCCAGUGUUAUGCAGGUUUUUGAAUUUAUUUGUAUGAGAGAAUAAUUAGUCUUCUUUACAGAACUUGGAGUAAUAUUUCAUCCAAAAAUAAAAUUUAUAAUUUUACAAUUUACCUACUAGCAGUUGUACUUGUUAACCUUCACCAUUAGUUUCAUGAUGUGGAAACCUGAUGAAAUAUCAUACUUCAGCCCACAGAAUGUAAUAACUACUGAUGUUUUGUGAAGAGCUGGGUAACAGAAGGAUGGCUGCUUAAGAGAUCAGUCAUUUAGAAAUCGUGGUUGUAAUAUGAAUAGAAUGAUGCCAUGCUAAUGGAAAAAAGUUUUAAACGUAAGAUUUAAAAGGUUAACUUUUCCAUCUAUGUGAACAAGCAGACAACUGUCAAAUAAAGCAUGUACCUCUUUUCAAA
Onychostoma macrolepis is the source of this 1627-nucleotide messenger RNA. RefSeq names its product GrpE-like 1, mitochondrial (gene grpel1). Bases 111 to 752 code for a protein of 213 amino acids. Lineage: Eukaryota; Metazoa; Chordata; Actinopteri; Cypriniformes; Cyprinidae. The record is from RefSeq and is a predicted model, not a curated record. Gene Ontology annotation, molecular function: protein-folding chaperone binding; protein homodimerization activity; adenyl-nucleotide exchange factor activity. Gene Ontology annotation, cellular component: PAM complex, Tim23 associated import motor. Gene Ontology annotation, biological process: protein import into mitochondrial matrix; protein folding. The transcript has 4 exons.